Columba livia (rock pigeon) is the source of this 2498-nucleotide messenger RNA. RefSeq names its product all-trans-retinol 13,14-reductase-like. NCBI's taxonomy places the organism in Eukaryota, Metazoa, Chordata, Aves, Columbiformes, Columbidae. Gene Ontology annotation, molecular function: oxidoreductase activity. The record is from RefSeq and is a predicted model, not a curated record.
GCGUUUGCACGGGGCUGCGCGUGCCACGCGUGUGCACAGGGUGGAUGUGCAUGUGUUGGCGCGUGUGUGUGCAGUUUGCACGGGCGCGGAGGGGUGUGUGUGCUUCACUGCACAAGUGCGGGCGUGCAGGCGUUUGCACGCUGUGCAUGUGCACCCGCACGCAUGUGCGCAGCACCCAGCCUGCCAGCGCAUGCCAGCACUGCUCUGCCCCUUGCACAUGCGUGUGCAUACCCCGCCAGCCCGGGGCCUGCCCUGUGUCACCCGUGUCCCAGCACUGUCACCAAGGAGUUAAGGGGGAGCUGUGCCCACCCCCGGCCACGUGAUUCCUGGGGUGCGGAAGGGCAUGUGGGGCUGUGACCAUAGGGUGCGGUUGCCAUAGGGUGCUGUGCUAUAGGGUGCUGUCGCUUUAAGCUGCCCUGGCUAUAAGUGGCUGCCGGGGCUAUAAGGUAGUGUGUCCGUAAUCCCAUCUGUCCAUAAGCUGCUGGGCUAUAAGGCACCGGGGCCGUGCAGUGCAGUGUCCAUACGGUGCUGUGUGCAGUGUCUGUGCGGUGCUGUGCACUGGCAGCCAUGUGGGUCACGCUGCUGCUGCUGGCGGCCCUGGGCACGUUGGCACUGGGGCUGGUGGCCCGCCGGCUGCUGUCCCCAGCCGGCAGCCCCUUUGCCUGGCCGCCCCCGGGGCCCCCCCGGCCGCUGGUGACGGACCCGCGCGCCCGUGACAAGGUCCUGAAGCGUGGGUUCAGCGCCCGCCGGGUGCCGGCACAGCUGGACGCCGUGGUCAUCGGCAGCGGCAUGGGGGGGCUGGCGGCCGCGGGGACGCUGGCCCGGGCAGGCAAGCGGGUGCUGGUGCUGGAGCAGCACGACCAGGCCGGCGGGUGCACCCACACCUUCCAGGAGCAGGACACCGAGUUCGACGUGGGCAUCCACUACGUGGGGCAGAUGCACGAGGGCAGCAUGCUGCGCGUGGCGCUGGACCAGCUGACGGAGGGACAGCUGCGCUGGCAGCGCCUCCCCGACCCCUACGACGAGGUGGCGCUGGGCCCACGGCGCUUCCACCUCCGCUCUGGCAAAACCGCGUUUGCCGCCGCGCUGGAGGAGCAGUUCCCGGCCGAGCGCGCGGCCAUCGCCGAGUUCAUGCGCGUCUCCAAGAUGGCCUCGCGGCACGUGGCGCUGCUGGCCGUGCUGAAGCUGGUGCCGCGCUGGGUGGCCACGCUGCUGGUCCGCACCGGCCUCAUCUACCGGAUCUCGCCCGUGUUCCGCGUGGCGGCCACCAGCCACAGUGACGCGGUGGCCCGGCUGACGGCCGACCCCGACCUGCGCGCCCUGCUCAGCUACCUCUUCUAUGGCACGGCCCCGCGGGACUCCAGCUUCCUGGUGAACCUGCUGAUGGUGCAUCACUACCAGCGCGGGGCCUGGUACCCGCGAGGGGGGGCCAGCGAGAUCGCCUUCCACGCCAUCCCCCCCAUCGAGCGCGCGGGGGGCGCCGUGCUGGUGCGCGCCCCCGUCACCCGCAUCCUGGUGUCCCCCACUGGCACUGCCCAGGGGGUGGUGGUGCAGAAGGGCCCCGGCGAGGAGGAGGUGGAGAUAUUGGCACCCCUCGUCAUCUCCGACGCCGGCAUCUUCAACACCUUCGGCAAGCUGCUGCCCCCCGAGCUGCGCAGCCACCCGGGCGUCUGCGCCCGCCUGGCCAUGGUGCGGCCCAGCAUGGGCUCCUUCCUGGUGUUCGUGGGGCUGCGGGGCGGUGCGGCCGAGCUGGGGCUGCCGCCCACCAACUUCUGGAUCUACCCCCACAACGACCUGGACGACAUGAUGACCCGCUACGCGUCCCUGAGCCGCGACGAGGUCCCUGACAACCUGGCCAUGAUGUUCAUCACCUUCCCCGCCGCCAAGGACCCCACCUACGAGCAGCGGCACCCAGGCCGGUCGUGCAUGACCAUCCUGACCAUGGCGCGGUACGAGUGGUUCCAGGACUGGGCCGGCACCCGCGCCAAGCACCGCGGCCCCGACUACCAGCGCUACAAACGGGACAUCGCGCAGCGGCUGCUGGAGCGGGCGCUGCUGCGCUUCCCCCACCUGCGCGACAAGGUGGAGUUUGUGGAGGCGGCGUCGCCGCUCACCAACCAGCACUACCUGGGGGCUCCGCGGGGGGAGAUGUACGGCGCCGAGCACGACGUCACCCGCUUCACCCCGGCCGUGGUGGCCGCCAUGAGGGCCGAGACGCCUGUCAAGAACCUCUACCUGACAGGGCAGGACGUGUUCAGCUGCGGGCUGGCGGGGGCCCUGCACGGGGGGCUGCUCUGCGCCUCCAGCAUCCUGGGCCGCCUGCUCUACCUGGACCUGCUGCUCCUCAAGAAGAGGAUCAAGCGGCACCUGCGCCAGCAAGCAGCACGUGCGGCUGGGGACAGCGGCUCUGGGGACACCGGCCGUGGGGACACAGGUUGUGGGGACAGCCCCGUGGCAGGGAGCGAGCUCCCAAGCCAAUAAACCCUGACAUCCAGCUG